Messenger RNA from Sebastes umbrosus (honeycomb rockfish), 4352 nucleotides. RefSeq names its product magnesium transporter protein 1-like. Gene Ontology annotation, cellular component: oligosaccharyltransferase complex. The record is from RefSeq and is a predicted model, not a curated record. The transcript has 10 exons. Lineage: Eukaryota; Metazoa; Chordata; Actinopteri; Perciformes; Sebastidae. The coding region runs from base 87 to 1073 and encodes 328 amino acids.
AGGAAACUGACAGGAGAUGUGUGAGCGGUGUGAGCUACCUCACUGGUGUGAGCAGUGUGAGCGGUGUGAGCAGUCAGUGUUGCAGGAUGUUUGUAAAACUUUUCACCUCGCUGUUUCUCCUCUCUAUCUUCUACCAUGACUCUACUGACGCACAGAAGAAGAAAGAGACUCUGAUGUCAGAGAAGGUGACUCAGAUGAUGGAUUGGGCCUCCAAACGUUCAGUGAUCAGGAUGAAUGGAGAGAAGUUUCGUCGUUUUGUCAAGGCUCCUCCCAGGAACUACUCGGUGGUCAUCAUGUUCACGGCGCUGCAGCCACAGAGACAGUGUGGGGUCUGCAAACAAGCUGAUGAGGAGUUCCAGGUGCUGGCUAACUCUUGGCGCUAUUCCUCUGCCUUCACUAACAAAGUCUUCUUUGCAUGUGUCGACUUUGACGAAGGAUCAGACGUCUUUCAGAUGCUCAGUAUGAAUUCUGCUCCGACCUUCCUCCACUUCCCAUCCAAAGGGAAACCUCGCAAGUCUGAUACCUACGAGCUGCAGGUCAGAGGCUUUGCAGCUGAGCAGCUGGCUAGAUGGGUGGCAGACAGGACUGAUGUGCAGAUCCGUGUCAUUCGUCCUCCCAACUACGCAGGGCCUCUCCUGCUGGGCUUCCUAUUGGCUGUGAUUGGAGGACUGGCAUAUCUGCGAAGACACAAUUUGGAGUUUCUCUUUAACAAGAACGUCUGGGCCUUCUCUGCACUGUGCUUUGUCCUGAUCAUGACUUCAGGCCAGAUGUGGAACCACAUCAGAGGACCACCUUAUGCACACAAGAACCCCAGUACCGGACAAGUUAGUUACAUCCACGGCAGCAGUCAGGCCCAGUUUGUGGCUGAGACACACAUCGUCCUCCUCUUCAAUGCUGCCGUUACCAUGGGAAUAGUGCUGCUGUGUGAAGCCGCUACCUCCGACAUUGACAUUGGAAAGAGGAAGAUUAUGUGUGUUGCAGGUAUCGGACUGGUGAUGCUGUUCUUCAGCUGGCUUCUGUCCAUUUUCAGAGCAAAGUACCACGGAUACCCAUACAGCUUCCUGAUGAGUUAAGAGCUGACCCGGCAUCCUCCAGCUUCACAGCAAGUAUGAACAGGAAGUUCCCCCCAAAGUGCUGUCAACGAGCACGGUGCUGUCCAUGGCAAUGCCACAUUUUCUGUUUGUUAAGCCAUGACUUGUCUUCUAAUCUGUUGAGCCAAAUACACACUGUGCCUUUUUACAAAGACUCGGCAAGCAAUUCAUUUGCCAAUCAAUCAAGUCUGCAUUCUAAACUGUCUCGUGCCAAAAGGUACUUUUCUAGGUUAGAUUUCUGGAAUAGUUUUUCAGUCCAGAUCCUACUGGACACAAAUCUCAGUCUGUAUCUUUAUUUUUCAAACAGGCCAUGGACUCUGUUCUGUUUGUUUGUUUGUUUGUGGCUGAACUUGAACCAGGAUAUAUUUAUGGAGUAGCAAAGUGGGAGCAGUUAUAUCACAGACAUCCAGGCUUUCUGGAAAUACAUCGUUUUGGUAACAUCUUAUACGGGUCUUGUAAUAUCCUAUCAAUGUCCUAGGAAGUUUUACGGAAAGAACAAUAUGUUCACUUGAAGGUUUCAGGAAAGAAUCAACACAUUUAAAUAGUUCCCUUUUAAGUAGAAGAGAUAGAGUCAAGUGGAGUUUAGGAGCUGAUUGCAGAUAUCAAUUUAAACCCAAUUAAAUAUAUGUGUACAUAUAAUACAUACCAUAAAUAUGUAUUUAUUAUUGUAACCGUUACUCUACAUAUAUGUUGAAUUGUCUGCUUGCCUUUGAUUAUACAACCAAAUGGAAAGUCAUGUUCAGCUGAGCUGUGCUCUGAAUAAAUGACUCUAAUGGUGCCUUCAAAUGAAACUCGUAAGCUUGUGUUUACAACACGGGAAGUCGUGUACGUGAAGAACGCCGCUGCUAAGCAACGGCAAUAUUAACAUUACAGUCGGCGUCUAGAGGCCACGGAGGCUAGCAGCUUUGCAAGCUAGCAAGUGGAUAACAUAAUGCAGUAAAUGCAAAGGUAUGAUGACAGAGAAAGAUGAGGCCGUUGGGAAUGUCAACAUUUUCCUCAGACAUAUUAUAAAAUUACGAAGAAAAAUAAUGUACAGCUAAAAUUACAAUAUAUUAACUUAUUAUGCACCAAAAGAAAAUAACUUCCGCCAUUUCUGUCGACAUGAAGAAUCACGUCGCAAGUCGUGAACUCAGAAAUUUCAGAAACUUUCCAAUUCCGAGGUCGUGAAUACGACAUGAGGGGGCGUUCAUAUGGGCCCAACUCAAAAAUACGACCCCAUUUGAAGGCACCAUAAAUUAUGCCAAAAAUGAGUCAUCAAAUACACAAAUCAAGCAGCGUCCCUUUUUCCUAUUCAUUAGUACCAAAUGACAUAUUUCUUUCUAGGACCCUUUCUAAGUAUUUACAGUUGGGUAUCCGUUCCUUUCUUGGCCCGUGAUUGGCUAUUUGCAUCACUGCAACGUGACGCAGGUGAGGAAGGAACAAAUAGGACACGGUUCUAUUUCCCACUUGCAAGGAGUUACACAAAUCAAAGCAACUUUUAGAGUCGAUGAGUACACACAAAUUUGAGAACUUUCAAGAAGCAUCUGAUCACCAGGCUUAAAAAUCAGCUGCCUCCACCAGUAAUGACCUGCUGAAGCUAGAGGUGAUGCCCUAUGGAGUGCUCUCAGUUCAUUUAAGGAGUUAAAUAUUCUGAAUCAUGGUUGGAUUAACUGUUAAGUGAGUCCUGGAGCAAAAAUGAGCUGAUUAGUCCUCAUCAACUCCCAUUGCUCAUUGACUGUCAAUGUAGUGUGAACCAACAUUUGCAGUGUGGAAAUUUGAUUACCAUAUUUUUUUCAGGAAACAUGAAACAUAACGGCACAAACCUGUGUACCAGCAAAGGAGUCAAAUCUUAUUGUCCUGUGUUCUCUUUUGAGAAAUAUUCAGAAAUGAAAAAGGAGAAAUUUACAUUUGAUAUUUAUAUUAAUUUGUAAGAACACUGUUAGUUCUCCGUGUACACAGACGGAGAACUUGUUUCCAUACAGCCGAUGAAAUGGCCUCAUUUCAAACCAUACUGUCCUAAAUGCAGCCUGCUACACAACACAAGAGCGACCACAGACCUUUGAACAACAACCGCAUUAUCUUUCCUGCUAAAGUCUCCUUCUCUAAUCUAACUUAACCAACAUGAGCACACUUCUUGUCCUGCACCUUAAGCUGGUUGAACGAGCCACCAAACAAACAUUCACUGAGGGGAAAUAUGCAGUUUGCAGGCUACUUGCUCAGCUGCAGCACAUUAAACAGUCUACAAAUAUCUGGGCAGUUGCUGCUCAGCUCUGGUUGGUAAUCCGGCCUUGACGGUUCCCGUUUACAACAAUUAAAUGAUCAGAUUUCUGCAGUUGGUAUUUGUGCUCCUGUCUGGCAUCUUUCAAGUAGAAAUCACCACUAAGGCUCAGGGGAAUUGUAGUAUUUAGACCAAUUUAACCAAACCAAAAGGUAUGUAAACAGUGAUUUUAUAGUAACAAAGUAGAAAUAGCUCUAACCAAUGCUCGUGACAUAGCCAUGUGAAUGCUGUCAUAUUAUUAUAAUAAGUAAUCCUUCUCUGUUGACAACGCUGGGUAAAGAAUCCUGCAGCUUCACCCACUCUGCUACUCUAUACGCAAUGUGCCUUACACUGCUGAGCCACUGGGGUGUCUGAUGAUAUGUCUUAUGAACUAAAUCAUGAAUGAAUGAAUAAUCAAGUGAUUAAUUGUCAAGUGAUUUAAAUAAAUCUUAAGGCAGCAUGAACUGUAACCAGUUCAAUUAUUCAACGCUACUCCCGCUCAGGUAGGGUGUAACAGAUGUGAUGUGGUGGAUGCAGAUGUGAUGAAAUUACUUAUUUUUCCCCACAUUUUUUACAUCAAACACUCAGGGUGGUGAUUUUAGCUUGUUUGUUUGUUUUUUUUCAAUCUAAGCUGUGUUUGGGUUUAUCAAGUCACUUGACACUAAGUCAUAUUUCACAUGCGUUUUGUAUAAUAUUCCUUUGUCUUUCCACCUGUAAUAAAAAGGUCUGCAGUGAACCGUUGUGCUAAAAUGGAAUAGGAGUAGAACUUGGAUCUGUUAACAUUCCUGUUGUUAAAAAAUGAUUUAAAAAGACGUAAGAAUGGCCUUAACACCAGAGCAACGUGAGAUUUUGGAGUUUGUCUACAUCCUGAGAAAUAUGCAAACCCAUUCAUUAGGAUGCUUAAUCAGAAGUAUACUUGUUUUCUGUUGUGCUUUAAAUGUUUGUGGUUGCUUUGUAAGGGGUGUACCAGGAGAGAAUAUUUGAUCUGAGGCGAUAAUUUCUAAUAUUAAAGUGCCUUAACUGCC